AUGCCCAAACAACACCUUUACUUCUAUGCCCUAAUCUUCCUGUGUCUCGCUCUCACAGGCAUCGCAGUAACCUCCUUCAUAGCCGCCCGCAACCUCUCCCUACCAAUCCCAACCCCAAUAAUCCUCCUCCCCAUCAUCCUGCCCCUCCUCUUCCCCCCCCUCACCCUCCUCCUCAUCCGCACCCUCAAAUCCCCAACCGCAGCCCCCUUCCUCAUCCGUCUCCUGCCCCCGGCACAUCUCCUACUCCUCACCGUUAUCGCAACCCUCCUCGGCCAAUCCCUCUCUCCAAACUCUUCGAACGCGGUCCCGUGCCCUCUCUUCACCCACUGGCAAUCUCUCUACUCGGCGCAUGAUGCUACCCGCAUCCGGCGGAUACAGGAUACUUUGGAAUGCUGUGGUCUGCGCUCUGUGAGGGAUAUGGCUUGGCCUUUUGACUCGAAGGGUGGAAGGGCCUGCGUUGAUACAUAUGGGAGGAAUACGGCUUGUGGGGGCCCGUGGGAGGGUGCGUUGAGGGGUGUUGUCGGGGCCGAUUUGGGAGUUGUUCUCGGCUUGGCUGUUCUUCAGAUCAUCAUCACGUUCCUUUCCGACGAAAAUUCACCAUCGUGGCUUCGUUCCCUUAGCAAUCGAGAACAGGAGAGGGUGACAGGAGGUGGAUGGAGACUCAUCUCUCACCCCGAAACCGGAGAAGUGGUAGAGAAUGUCGAGGACGACUCGGACACGGAAGCCAACAACGGAGCUCGCAUCGAGGAGAACGGCCAUAGGGAAUAUGGGACCAUGGGGGCUAGGCCGGGGCAGGAAGAGAGCGAGUCGUUGAACGCUCACAAUCAAUGGAGGGAUUAG
Messenger RNA from Scedosporium apiospermum, 840 nucleotides. RefSeq lists its product as uncharacterized. NCBI's taxonomy places the organism in Eukaryota, Fungi, Ascomycota, Sordariomycetes, Microascales, Microascaceae. The transcript has 4 exons. The record is from RefSeq and is a predicted model, not a curated record. The coding region runs from base 1 to 840 and encodes 279 amino acids.